GAACAUCACCACAGGUCACGUCUGGUAGUUAUAAUGCAUGACUUCGAACAACUAGAGCCUCAGGUGGUUCAAGACAUGUUUGAAAUUUGCAGCUCCUACAUUCCGCGCUUACCACUGGUAUUUAUCCUCGCGCUGGCUUCGCCCCCUUCUCCGUCUUAUAUUCAAGACACUAACAAAAUCUUUCUAAGACAUUUUUUGAUCCUACGUUCGAACCAGACAUUCAUGAUUGGCCCGACAACCAUCGACUUCGCAGUCGAUUUUUUCGCUCGUCAUAGCUCAUCACUUGACGGUUUACUUCUUGCCCACAUGAAACAUUUUGAAGAGCCUCUUUCCGUCCUCGCCCCUGCUCAAGCGCUAGGACGGUCCAAAGAUGCUGCCAAAGGAUCGACACUCAUUGCGCCUGUAGAACAUGCUACCAGUUGGCGAAAUGCCACUGUCGAUUCACUCCUAUCUUCAGUAGAGACUGCGCGCGAUACUUUCCGAAUGCGGGCGAAGCUGCUCCGUGUAGCAUUUCGGCUUUUGCUCCGAGUCCGCCAAUUUAUGUCGGUGCAUGGGCAUAAGACCGCUCAGGGUGACCAAACGGUACCCGAUUUGAUGUGCUUGGCGUUGCGAGGACGUCUGGGCAGUGUAUACGGACAUUUGUGUUCUGUGGUCAAGAGACUGACCGCAGCGCAACUUGAGGACUUUGUGCGGGUAGUGCACGAUUUCUUCGGGGAUGUCCCCGAGGACGUAAAAGCGGAGGAAGACGAAGUCAUUUCGCGCGUGGAAAUAGCACAUCAGAUGCUCUGCCGGGAUGGAAGCGCUCAGGAAAUAUCUGGUCCGUUCGGAAACUGGCUGUCAGAAUAUUUCAAGUUACGCAUAGUUGCGCUGGAAGACGCCCCGUUAUGGGACAUCUGGUACACCGGCUCGACGCCAUUUCCUUCCGAGCUGAUCAAUCCAUCGCCUCGCGCCUCCAUCCUCGCGGGAUUGAUCCAUCCCCAGGACUACAUGCCUCCCGGACAAGGGAGUGGGGAUGACGAGGAUGAUGACCUGCCCGACAUAAGUAUCCUAUUCAAGGGCUACCUGGAAAGUGCGAAGAUGAUCAAUGUCUAUGACUGGUUUGAGUCAUUCGUGGUCUUCUUGGAAGCUCGGAAGCGGCGUGCUGGAAAGACUCGUAUUCCUGAUGAUGCGAAUGGAACCUCUAGGACGCCAUCGAGGAAGAAGGGAAAACAGAAGCAGGUCGAGGUCGAGGUCGUUGAUGAGGGCGCGGGAGAAGAUGAGGAAUGGCUCAUGGAGGUACAAGCGCGGUUUAUCCGUGCCCUUCAGGAGCUAGAUUACCUCGGAUUCGUCAAGCAUACUGGGAGAAAAGCGGAUCAUGUCAUGCGGACUGUUUUCGACUCUCCAGAAUGAUCAAGUGGGUGCUAUUGUUUAUUCUGAUCCUCGACGACCACUUUCGUGCUACUGUGGGAGAGGGUUCUGUAGAAAACAAAUGACAUACUGUCCAAAUGCCAUUUGUCAUUUCAUGCGUGGAAAUAACUUAGCUUACCGGGUCCCGUCUCCGUUGCUAUGCAUCCUUGAAGCUUGAAUCAUCAUUAAAUGCGACAGUGGUAUCACUGGUAUGUAGAUGGUCAUGAUGCUCCAUGUUUUUUACGAAACACCCUCUUGUUGUCUGUCAUCUGGACGACGCAAGUUAGCGACUUUCGUGCGUAUGCGCCGAAAAGGCGAUCCCAUAGGAUGCUGAACAGUACUAUUCAUGCGGUUGCUGUAGAAAUUGCGCUGACAUCGGAUUCGUACUGGAGAAUACAAUGAGUUUAC
This is a messenger RNA of Suillus subalutaceus, 1794 nucleotides long. RefSeq lists its product as uncharacterized. Gene Ontology annotation, biological process: DNA replication initiation; DNA replication. The transcript has 10 exons. Gene Ontology annotation, cellular component: nuclear pre-replicative complex; nuclear origin of replication recognition complex; DNA replication preinitiation complex. Gene Ontology annotation, molecular function: DNA replication origin binding. NCBI's taxonomy places the organism in Eukaryota, Fungi, Basidiomycota, Agaricomycetes, Boletales, Suillaceae. The annotation marks the transcript as partial. The record is from RefSeq and is a predicted model, not a curated record.